UUUUUCCACUUGUCAAUUUUGUUUAUUUAGAGACUCGGUUUUGGGUAUUAUUUAAAAAUAUUAAUUUUAUUCAAAGAAAUCAAAAAUAAUCUUGAAGAAUGGCUAGUCAUUUAAAAGACGCAGCCAAGAAAUUUCUUCUGCUCGGUCAGUGUGUUCCUACUAUUAAACAGAAUGCCGCAAAAAUCCGUGUAAAGAGGUUAGAAUUAGAUGAAAAUUUAUUGAUGUAUUUCCGUAAGGACGAGUUCUAUUAUUGUUAUGAUCCAAACAAAAUAUGCAAGACAGGUGAUGUAGUUUUAAUUCAAUCUCUGCCCCACAAAAUGACUAAAUUGAUUACCCACGAGGUUAAAGAAGUCGUAUAUCCACUGGGGGAUGUAACAGAUCCGAUAACUGGAAAAAAAGUGGCAAAAGAAAGGUACAGAGAUGAUAUUGAAAAAGAAGCAGAACUAUAUGGAAAACUUGAGUCAAGUUUUGAUUAUAACAAAGCAAAACCAAGAGGAUGGCAGGAUGGAAAGAAAGAUUUUACAUCAAAACCCACAUAUACGAAAUUUAAUGUAUUUGAUAAGGAGGAUCCUUAUGCGCUAUAAAAUCCCUAGUUUAGUAAUGUAUUAAAUGUAAGUGUGUACAUAGUAAAUAGUUAUAGCAAAUUGGAAAAAUAAAAUAAUUAUAAAAUACA
Molecule: messenger RNA, 673 nt
Organism: Leptidea sinapis
Lineage: Eukaryota; Metazoa; Arthropoda; Insecta; Lepidoptera; Pieridae
Gene: mRpS17
Product: 28S ribosomal protein S17, mitochondrial
Exons: 2
Coding region: 99-584 (161 amino acids)
Biological process (GO): mitochondrial translation
Cellular component (GO): mitochondrial small ribosomal subunit; ribosome
Molecular function (GO): structural constituent of ribosome
Source: RefSeq, a predicted model, not a curated record